AUGGAGCACCUCCGAGCACGCAUCGACGGUGGCGCAACGGGAAGUGAGGGGGACGUCAAGGCCCAGGGCCUCGUAGCCGUUGCCGUUUUCCUCACCCUCUUAUUCGUCAGCAUAGGCGUAGCCUGCGCACUCGUCGUGAAGGAGAUCCUGUUCCUGAGAAAGCACGCCGAAUGCGAUAUCGAGAUGGGGGAUUGCGCACCCAAAGACAAGGAGAAUGGUGACGACCUUCGUCGCGGUAGCGGCAGCGAGGACACUCUCAGUAGAGAUACUCCUACUCGGUCGGAAGGGGGCGAAGGGGAGCAGGAGGCGCCACCGUCGACGUGGCCCCUGAGCGAGCCUAAAAGCCACAAGAGCUCGGAAAGUGGCACCAUGGCCUCCUCGUUUUUCGACGAAGGCAACAAGAUUAGAGACUGGGUUCGCAGGAAGCUCAGCCGGAUAGGUCAUAAGCUGCGUCGCGAAAAAGCCGAACAUCACGCCCAGAGGGAGGAGGAGUCUGACGUGGGAGGGGAGCCAGCUGGGGCCCCUCCCCCGGACGCAGACCCCAGGCCAGCUCCUCGUGUCUCAGCUGUGGAGGCUCCACCGUCCCCAGAGCACGCUGCGGGCCAAGACGACGUCCAAGCUGAGCAGUCGCCUCCCCAGGGCGCUGGCCGUCACGAGGAGGAAGAGGAUCUGUACGGCGUAGAGGAUAUCCCCUCGGUAGUUGCGCCGAGCGCGCGAAAUGAGCCAGAGGUGAUUGGAGACCACCUUCCAACGGCCUUGUGA
Molecule: messenger RNA, 762 nt
Organism: Durotheca rogersii
Lineage: Eukaryota; Fungi; Ascomycota; Sordariomycetes; Xylariales; Xylariaceae
Exons: 1
Coding region: 1-762 (253 amino acids)
Source: RefSeq, a predicted model, not a curated record